AUGCUAAUUCAAUGUCAAAAUACAUCCAAAAAUUGUGCAGUUGUCAUCAGGUGCGAUAAAUCGAUUCGUUCGCUGAAAGUUGCAGUUUGAUUUUUUGAUUUAAAAAAAGUCGAAUUUGAAUUAAGUGAACGGGAGAAAGAUCGAACCGAACUCAAACGACUAUGAUACGGCUUACAAUAAAUAACAAUGCAAUGUGGAACAGAACCACCGUUUCCAGAUUGGCAUCGCGCAUAAAACAACAUAGAAGCAUUCACUCGAAUCCACAUCAACUACAGGAGGCUGGCGUUGGAAAGUAUUUGGUGCUUCUUGCUCCUAUCGCAGCCGCAGCUGGUGUUGUUGCAUAUGCAAAGUCCGAUGAAAAGUUCCGCAAAUCUAUUGUCGAUACAGUUCCAGCAGCGGAUCCACUACUGAAGAUUUUACUUCAGGAAGAGGGAAAUGUUGUAAGCGAAGCAUCAAAAUCAAUUCAAAAUGCAACGCAGAAAGUGGUCGGUGUUAAGGACUCCAUAGUUGGCUAUUUUGGUGACGAUAAAACGGCCAAACAAACUGAAAAGCCGGCACCCGUUAAAAGUUCAUCAUCAUCAUUAUCGGCUGCUGUGGCAUCACCACCUUUGCCAUCGAUCACAGCACCAAAGCCAACGGCAACAUCUGAUUCACCGGCUGCUAAAAAGCCAUCGGCACCACCAUCACCACCAUCGUCUGCAGCCGACACCAAGGUGGCAAAACCAAAACCACAAGCCGAUCCAAAACCAAGCGAACCCGUAAAAUUGCCACCGGUUUUGACACAACCAUUACCACAAACAUUCGCCGAUUUGGAAAAAGACAUUGAAGUUGCUGCUCAUAUUGCUGUCAAGGAAUACCAAAAUGCAAUUAAAAUAUUAAAAGAAUAUGGUGAGGAUGUGAAAGCGGUUGUGGAUCGUGUCAUUGAACAAUCCGAUCAUAGUUUGUGGUCAGUUUUAAAGAAUAAAACGGCAGCUCGUGAUAGCGCCGUUGAGAGCGCUGAGAGAACAGCACAAGCUGCACGAGCCCAUAUCGAUAAAUUGGAAAAGCAUAUAAAAUCGGUUGGAAAAAAUGUUGCACCGGAAAUUAUUGAGAAAACACAACGAAAUAUCGCCGUUAUUGCUGAUCAAUUGAAUAAAUCCAAAGAUUCAUUGUACGAAGCAAAGGAUUCAGCAAAAUUGUCGGAAAAAUACUGGAAAAAAGUGGAAGAGGCACGUCACUAUUUUGUCGAUCAAGUGCAAGCAUUGUUUCCCGGCGUUGAUUUAAGUGCAAAGAACUUAAACCUGAGCAAAGACGAUAUUGAUCUAUUUAUUGUUCAUGCAUAUUCACAUGUGUUGGCCUAUCAAAAAGAAUUGCAAAAAUUGAAUGCCGAAGGUGAGACUCGUUUGAGACGUGCACUCGAUGCAUUGAAAGGUGAAGAUCAAACGGAGGCCGUUAAUCGUCAAGUUGAAUACCUUUUGGAAAAAGAGAAACAAAAAAUAAAUAUUGAAAAUCAAAAGAAAAUCUUGCGCAUUCAAGCCGAAAGUGAAGGAAAACUUCGUAAACAACUGAAAGUACAGACAGAAGCUCACAGCGAUCAUUUGCAAGAUGCUCUAAGUGAAAAAGAAAAGGAACUUCGUCGUAUCUUCAACAAUGAGCUCAACGAAAAAUUGAGCGUUGAACAAUCGGCAUACAAACUUCAAUUGGCCACCAUGUUGGGUAAACUCAAGGGCAUGGAUUCAGCACUUAAAGAAAUCGAGGGAGAACUACAAGCUCGUGCCGACGCCGAUCGUCAAGUUCAUCAAGCGCAAGCCCUUUGGAGUGCCUGUUCAGCAUUAUGGUCAUCAAUGCGAACCGUUGACUCAAAACAAUCGUGGCAGAACCAAUUGAAACCACUGAAAGCCGAAGUCGAAGCAGUCAGAAGAGCAUCAGAAAAAGACGAGCUGGUGAAUGUGAUUUUGGAUGCCCUUCCAGAGGAGGCCAAAGCUCGUGGUGUUUAUCCAGAGAAUGCGAUUCGUGAACGAUUCCUUAAUGUUGAGAAAGUGGCUCGUCAAUUGGCUCUUGUGCCCGAUGGAGAUGCUUCAAUUGUUACAUACUUUUUGUCUUACUUGCAAUCAGCACUGGUGAUUCAACCAAAACAAUUGAUUUCCCAGGCCGAACUCAACAAUGAAGCAAUCGAUUAUGCCAAACUAAACACAUUUGAAAUUUUAGAUAGAACGAGAUAUUGUGUCGAUCGUGGAAACUUCACACAAGCACUUCGUUAUGCCAAUUUAUUACAAGGUGCAUCACGGAACAUUGCCUCCGAUUGGAUAAAUGAAACCCGAUUACUUUUGGAAACACAACAAGCAAUCGACGUACUAUUGGCACAUGCAGCAACUAGUGGGCUUGCUUUUCUGUAAUUGUAAAAAAUAAAAUAAUUAUGUGAAUCUGUUUGAAUUGUGGUUGACCGCAUAAAGUAUAACUUAUAGAGGUCAUUUAUUGUUAACGAUAAAAAGAAAACAAAAACACAAAAAAGAAAAAUCGAAUUAAAACCAUCUAUCGAAUACCGAAUAAA
Messenger RNA from Contarinia nasturtii (swede midge), 2530 nucleotides. RefSeq names its product MICOS complex subunit Mic60. Gene Ontology annotation, cellular component: MICOS complex. NCBI's taxonomy places the organism in Eukaryota, Metazoa, Arthropoda, Insecta, Diptera, Cecidomyiidae. The record is from RefSeq and is a predicted model, not a curated record. Gene Ontology annotation, biological process: cristae formation. Bases 162 to 2375 code for a protein of 737 amino acids. The transcript is spliced from 9 exons.